This is a messenger RNA of Annulohypoxylon truncatum, 1077 nucleotides long. Its product is annotated as DUF846-domain-containing protein. The record is from RefSeq and is a predicted model, not a curated record. Gene Ontology annotation, cellular component: Golgi membrane. The transcript has 3 exons. Bases 164 to 748 code for a protein of 194 amino acids. Gene Ontology annotation, biological process: protein secretion; vesicle-mediated transport. Lineage: Eukaryota; Fungi; Ascomycota; Sordariomycetes; Xylariales; Hypoxylaceae.
UCGACAAAUGACAGCAUGUCGCAAUGUCGGAACAACGCAAGCCGUCACCGCGUCAAACAGCUUUAUGCUUCCAUUAACCAUCGUCCAUCCCGCUACCGCAGCUUCAACAGCUUCGCCUCACCCAUGACAUAGCACCGAGAAACACCUGCUCACACCGCACCGAAUGGAAUCAGCGCAGAAUACGCCGGGCUCUUUGAGCUGGCGCCUCAGCUCGCACCCGAUUACCCUGCUGACCUUCCUCGCAUUCCGCAUCUCAUCCCUCCUAGUCUACCUCUUCGGCGUGAUCUUCACCGACAACAUGGUCCUCAUCUUCAUCAUCACCAUCCUGCUGCUCGCCGCCGACUUCUACUACCUCAAGAACAUCGCCGGCCGGCGGCUGGUCGGCCUGCGCUGGUGGAACGAGGUCGACCCCUCGUCGGGCGACAGCCGCUGGGUCUUCGAGAGCAGCGACCCGGCCACGCGCCAGAUCAACCCGACCGACAGCCGCUUCUUCUGGCUCGCCAUCUACGCCCAGCCCGUGCUGUGGGUCGCGCUCGCCAUCCUGGCCCUCGUCCGGCUUAAGUUCAUGUGGUUGCCUCUCGUCGCCAUCGCGCUCACCCUAACCAUAACCAACAGCCUCGCCUUCUCGCGCUGCGACAAGUUCAGCCAGGCCUCCAACCUCGCCGGCAGCGCCCUCUACUCCGGGAACAUCGCCGGCAACCUCGCCAGCAACAUGGUCGGCCGCAUCUUCACCUUCGGGCGCUCGUAGUGGGGGAAGAAGCGACGGGAUGCCAGCAGCAGCAGCAGCAACAUCGAACUCGACGGGGUCGAACGUCCGGUUAAGAUUGUGACUAUUGUCAAAACAAGGAAAAGGGGGUUUAACACAGAGUGACGACGAGGUAUCUUUGGGGCUAAGUUAAGGUGCAUCGGAGUAACCCUUUAGUAGCCCCUAAGGCCGCGAUGUAUUUUGUAUUCACUAUAGCAGUGCCGGUACCAGAGCCCGCUGUAAUACUAUGAUAUGUAUGGCUUAACGAAUACCGCGGCCUAACUGUGUUGAAGAUUGAUAAAAUAUGGACAUAUCAAACAUUUGAACUACGA